Messenger RNA from Cucumis melo (muskmelon), 1682 nucleotides. Its product is annotated as myb family transcription factor PHL5. The transcript is spliced from 7 exons. The record is from RefSeq and is a predicted model, not a curated record. The coding region runs from base 254 to 1438 and encodes 394 amino acids. Gene Ontology annotation, molecular function: DNA binding; DNA-binding transcription factor activity. Lineage: Eukaryota; Viridiplantae; Streptophyta; Magnoliopsida; Cucurbitales; Cucurbitaceae.
GUGUUUUUCCUCCUUUGUAUCGAUUCUUCAUUCUUCACUUCGAAUAAUCUGUCUUCCAAUUCGCUGUUAUUCAUCUUAUCUUUCGCAUCAAGUCUUCCAAAGAAUAAUCACUAAAGGAAUUGUAUGCUAUGCGUUGAUCGUAUUUAUGCUCUCUCUCUGUUUCUCCCAUUUUUUCCUCUCUCUCAAUUACAUACUCUCUCUUCAUCCUCACAAAAACGGAGAUUUUGGGGUUGUUUCUUUCGAGUUUCUGUAAAUGAACGCUUACGGAAUUGAUUCCAAGCAAGAAAUUCAACAAAAUCAUGGACUGAUUACUGAUUAUUACUCUCAAAAUUUCAGGGCACAGCAGCCCAGGAGGAUGGGGGCUUGUGUUCAUCUAUCCGCCAUGGAUGAAGUUGAAUCCUCAGAACGGCUAAAUUCAUGUCCGUCUAAACCCACUUCCACUAUCAUCAAUCUCUUCGAAUCACCCACUUCGGCUUUUUUCGCAACGGAGCAAUGUAUGGGGAUUCCUCCGAUUCAAUUCCAGUCUGGUUCUUCCUCUUUCAAUUCGCUGUCGACGAUUUUUCAAUCCUCCGGGGAGAAUUUCUCUCUUGAUUCGGCGGAGCAAAGUGGUCUAGACUCUGAAUUCAGUAACACCUUGCAAUCGGUUGUGAAAUCUCAACUCUGUAAGAGAAGCUUCAAUGGGUUACCGAAGGCUAGUUUCGUUGAGCACAAGGUGUUUGAUGGAAGUUCCAAUACAAUCAAGAAGCAUUAUUCAGUUCCUUUCAAAGACCAAAUAGGUUGUUAUAAUUCAAUUGCACAGCCAAGUUUUUGUUCGAAUUCUCCAAGAUUCUCUUGCUUGAGUGGUUCUAUUGGGUCAGGAAGUUCUUCAUCUUCCUUCAAUGGGAAUGGAUUCACAGCCAAAACAAGAAUCAGAUGGACACAAGAUCUCCAUGAGAAAUUUGUUGAUUGUGUUAAUCGUCUUGGUGGUGCAGAGAAAGCAACGCCUAAAGCAAUAUUGAAGCUGAUGGAUUCUGAAGGAUUGACCAUAUUCCAUGUGAAGAGUCAUUUGCAGAAAUAUCGGAUAGCAAAAUACAUGCCAGAAUCUGCAGAAAGGAGGUGUGAUAGAAGGAACUGCAUGAAUGAAGUUACAGAACUCGAUGCCAAAACUGCCAUGCAAAUUAAAGAUGCCUUGCAACUGCAGUUAGAUGUUCAGAGGCGUCUACAUGAUCAAUUGGAGAUACAAAGGAAGCUACAGUUGCAAAUUGAAGAACAAGGGAAACAACUCAAGAUGAUGUUUGAUCAACAACAAGAAACUAACAAAUGCUUCUUCAGAACAACUACAACUAAUGGAUUAUUCAACAAACCAACUCCUAGUAACAGUAAUGUAUCGGGUUAUCUCGACAAUGCUCCGAUCCCGACAAUAUCUGAAAAUGCUCAAUUCCCAUCCAAGAUAAGUUAGGCCAUGAAAAAGCAUCCUUUUCUUCGUCAUCAUUUUACCACAGUACAUAACACUCAUUGGGGGGAAGCUUUUUUAUUGUGAAGAUAAAUCCAAACAAAGAAAAAAAGGGGGGGGGGGGGGGGUAAAGAUUAAAGAGUGUGUUGUCGAAUUGAAUAUACAAACUUUUGAAAUGUUUGAAUUGAAGAAACUUGCAAUGGGGUUUUGUUAUGUUAAUAAAAUCGGAAGUUCUAAGUUGUGAAUUAAA